GCCAGCUGGAUGUCUUUUGGCAUAAUGGUGACUCUUUUGGCGUGGAUUGCACACAAGUUGGAGUCUUCAACUCCCACUGGUGGGAAAGCCCUCCGGAAGCAACUGACCACCAAAGCAGCCAGGAAAAGUGCGCCCUCUACUGGGGGAGUGAAGAAACCUCAUCGUUACAGGCCUGGCACCGUGGCCCUUCGAGAGAUCCGGCGGUACCAGAAAUCCACUGAGCUGCUGAUUCGCAAACUCCCGUUCCAGCGUCUGGUCCGUGAAAUCGCUCAGGACUUCAAGACAGAUCUGCGGUUCCAGAGUGCUGCUAUCGGAGCCCUGCAGGAAGCCAGUGAGGCUUAUCUCGUGGGUCUCUUUGAAGACACCAACUUGUGUGCAAUCCACGCCAAAAGAGUCACCAUUAUGCCAAAAGACAUCCAGCUGGCACGUCAUAUCCGCGGCGAGCGGGCUUAACUCGUUGGCGGCUGAUAUCCGCUCACACAGUGUAUUAGAGUAGACUCUAGGUUUGUUUGUUUUUUUUCUACUCCUGUUUGUAGUGGCUAGGACACGGGGAGAUGUUAUAAACCUAUCUUAGUAAGAUGUAAGCGAUCAAGAGAGUUGAAUCCGUUUGUUCAUAAUGUACAAGAAAAAAAAAAUU
Molecule: messenger RNA, 637 nt
Organism: Trachemys scripta elegans
Lineage: Eukaryota; Metazoa; Chordata; Testudines; Emydidae
Product: histone H3.3-like
Exons: 1
Coding region: 10-453 (147 amino acids)
Cellular component (GO): nucleosome
Molecular function (GO): protein heterodimerization activity; DNA binding; structural constituent of chromatin
Source: RefSeq, a predicted model, not a curated record